This is a messenger RNA of Vicia faba (fava bean), 966 nucleotides long. The record is from the annotation of a GenBank genome assembly. NCBI's taxonomy places the organism in Eukaryota, Viridiplantae, Streptophyta, Magnoliopsida, Fabales, Fabaceae.
AUGCAUCAGAAAUCAUUCCAAAUCCUGGUUCAAUCGCCAGACCUUCAGAUUUACCCUAAAUCCAUCACCGGCGAUCAAACCCUCUCUGACCUAAAACGUUCCCUCUUCCCCAAUUCAUCAUCCUUCUACUUCACCCUCCAUGGAAAACCUAUCCCCGACGAUUCAACUUUCUCCCAAUCCCGAAUCGCGCCUCUUUCCACCCUCGUCCUCCAAUCACGCCUCCUCGGCGGAGGAGGAGAUGGCGGAGCUACGGGUGCUGAGUCGCGCGACUGUUACCUUAAAAUGUACGCUGAGAAGAAGCCGGACAAAGUGGAUCCCAACGAACAGAGGCUCUCGAAGUGGCAGAAUUGUGCGCUAUCGAAUGAACCGUUGAGGGAGCCUUGUGUGAUUGAUAAGCUUGGGAAUAUCUUCAACAAGGAAGCGUUGGUGGAGGCUUUGUUAGGGCUGGAGUUUAAUGGAAAGUAUAGGUUCUUUGCUUUGAGGAAUUGUGGGCAUGUUUUGAGUUCAAAGGCUUUGAAGGAGGUUAAGUCUUCGGCUUGUUUGGUUUGUCAUGAGGAGUUUGGUGAGGGUGAUAAGAUUGUGAUCAAUGGGAAUGAAGAGGAAGUGGAGGUUUUGAGGGAGAGGAUGGAGGAGGAGAAAGCCAAGGUUAGGGAGAAGAAAACCAAGAAGGUCAAGAAUAGUGAUAGUGAGGGUUUGAAUGGUUUGGGUUUAGAAGGGUCAAAGUUGAGUGGUACUAAGCAUGGUAUGGAUGUGGAGAAGGCUUCAGCUAAGGUGGAUAGAAAUGGGAAGGUUGCUAAUGGUAAUAAAAAUGUCAAUGGUGGUGCAGCUGCGGCUAAGCGGUUUAAGGCGACUGAUAUUGCCCCGGCAAAUGCUACCGAGGUCUAUGCCUCUAUUUUUACUUCUUCUAGGAAAUCUGAUUUUAAAGAAACAUAUUCUUGCAGGUCUCUUCCUCUUGGUAGGAACUAA